CCUCUGCUUCUCUCUCUGAAUUCUUUAACCAUUUUUCUAAUACUUUUUAAUUUCAUGAUUUUAUAAUAAUUACGUACUUUCCCAAAAAACUGACAAAUAUGAUAGGUAUAGAUUUGAUAAUAAUUACGUUAAUCUAUAUCGUUUUUUUAUAGUAAUAUUUAUUGUAUUCAAAGUUGUAUAUAUGAACAGGGAACAUUAAAUUAAUAAAAGCAUCCAAGCAGAAAAGGGUAAGAAUUAAACGAGGAAAGUGCAAAGACUCGGACUUUGGGUGGCUAUUGGCCAAGACUCGUUUUGUACUUUGGGUGGCUAUUGGUCAAGACUCGUUUUGUUGUUUCUUGUUUUGCAGCUCCCUUCAAUACCCCUAGAGGGAAUAAUUUCCUGUUGAAUUCCAGUUUAUAUUACCAAUUUCGGUAAAGUUUGAGGAAGGAGGGAGGUAAGGAGGGAGAGUUGAAAGGAGGGGCUUUGAUUCCCGAGGUGAAUGCAGAUCUGGCUUCCGGCCUUCUUGUUUUAGAUAAAUGAUAGACGUAUCAGCCAAAGAGUGUUCAUAAUUCAAGCCUAGUCCCCAAAAAAAAAAAAAAAAAAAAAAAACUCGCUAGUUCAUGGUCAGCAUUUAGAUUGUGUUAUGGACCCAAACACUGGAGGAAACAGUCACAACAAUGCCAGUCUUGCCUCGAAGCAACGCUUGCGUUGGACGCAUGAGCUUCAUGAGCGUUUUGUUGAUGCUGUGGCACAACUUGGUGGGGCCGACCGAUUCAUCGGGGGCUACACCCAAAGGUGUCCUCAGAGUAAUGGGUGUUCAAGGUCUAACAAUAUAUCAUGUCAAAAGCCAUUUACAGAAAUACCGGCUUGCAAAAUAUCUCCCUGACUCAUCAUCAGAUGCUGAUAUGAAAGAAACUGGGGAUAUGCCAUCAAGUUUGGAUGGUUCAUCUGGGAUGCAAAUAAAUGAAGCCCUCAAGCUGCAGGUGGAGGUGCAGAAGCGACUGCAUGAGCAAUUAGAGGUUCAGAGGCAGCUACAGUUACGGAUAGAAGCCCAGGGCAAAUACUUGAAGAAGAUAAUCGAGGAGCAACAACGGCUUGGUGGAGUUCAUUCAGAAACAUCUGGUUCUGAGGUCCCAGGUCCAGCAUCAGGUGACAAUUGCCCAGAUUCUGACAAUAAGACUGACCCAGCAACCCCUGUUCCAACCUCUGAAGGCCCCCUACAAGACAAGGCUGCCAAGGAACGUGCCCCUGCCAGCCUUUCCAUUGAUGAAUCUUUCUCAUCUCGCCAUGAACCAUUGACUCCAGAUUCUGGUUGCCAUCUCAGUUCCCCAGCCGAGAGUCCCAAAGGUGAGAGGUUGAUUAAGAAGCAAAGAGUCCUUGUGGGUGGAACAUAUGCUAAACCAGAAAUGGUGCUUCCACAUCAGAUACUUGAGUCGAGUUGCACCUCAUACCACCAGCAGCAACACUCCAUUUUUCUGUCCAGAGAGCAGUUUGAACCUUCAUCGGGUAUAUCAAUCAGGAACGAAGAUCACAUGGAAAAGUUUGGGGCAAACUGAGAACAUUUUUAGUUUUUUCGUUGUCUGUAGUUGUAGUUUCUUCAGUGGAUAUAUCUCUAGUUUAGUCAAACAACUCUUUAUCACAAAUGUUCUAAGUUUCAGCAUGGAGACAUCUCCAUAAGAGAUGAUGCUUUAUUAAAUUCAGAGAAUUGUUGUAAACAGAUGUUGGGAUUUGAUUCAAUUAUCAGGUGCUGCUUGUAACAUGGA
Messenger RNA from Carya illinoinensis, 1742 nucleotides. Its product is annotated as myb family transcription factor PHL7-like. The transcript is spliced from 8 exons. NCBI's taxonomy places the organism in Eukaryota, Viridiplantae, Streptophyta, Magnoliopsida, Fagales, Juglandaceae. Gene Ontology annotation, molecular function: DNA-binding transcription factor activity; DNA binding. Bases 657 to 1535 code for a protein of 292 amino acids. The record is from RefSeq and is a predicted model, not a curated record.